This is a messenger RNA of Aphanomyces invadans, 2605 nucleotides long. RefSeq lists its product as hypothetical. The record is from RefSeq and is a predicted model, not a curated record. NCBI's taxonomy places the organism in Eukaryota, Oomycota, Saprolegniomycetes, Saprolegniales, Verrucalvaceae. Bases 40 to 1053 code for a protein of 337 amino acids. The transcript is spliced from 3 exons.
CUGCAACAAAAUUGCAGAUAAAUUUGGGACAAGGGAGCCAUGCCGCCGAGUGCAGUUUGGAUCGCAAUCGGCGCGGACGAAGGACAUGCAAACCGGAGUGCGUUCGGCGCCACAGGCUUCGUCUACAUGUGCUUGUGCGGCGCGUCGCUGGUGCAGUUGAUUCGAAACUGCAGGAGCUACAACUUGUGGACUCAACAGAAGACCAUCCACGCACUGCUAUUCCUGCUCACACUGCUCCGCACAGGGUUUCUGAUCGCUGUCGGGGUGUUCAACUGGUGUGAUGUAGCUGGUACUGGAGCUCUGUCGUCGACAUGUGAGACCCGCGGGUUCGAACGCCAAGUGUUUUAUAUCGUCGAUCAGUUGCCCAACAUGCUGUUCCUCUCCAUGUACGUGCUUAUCAGCAUGUUCUGGGCCGAAAUCUACUACAACGCGACGGACCAGCUCGAUAUCUUCACCCACGUUAUCAAGCCUGUUUCAAGGGUCGUUCAUGUGGCGGCGUAUCUAUUGCAAAUUGGGCUCUGGGUGCUGUAUGCAGACCCCUGGCGAUCCGAAAAUCAUUACUUUGGGCGCGGUUACGCUGCAUUUUCGGCCACCUUCUUCGCACUGGUGUCCGUCGCGUUCCUCGUGUACGCGCGCCUCGCAUUCGUUGAACUUCGUGCGGUGCCAGUGGAUUUGCCCAUCCGAUCGAAGAAACUCCGCGAGGUCACGCUGCUCACGACUGUGUGCUUUACGUGCUUCACGAGCAGGUGUCUCCUGGUGCUCGUCCUGGCCCACGAGCAUGUCCAGCUGCAGGACCACUUUACGUGGCUCAUGAUCGUUCUGUUUUACUCGAUUUUCGAGCUCGUGCCAAUCGUCGCGCUGCUUCACUUCCACCGUCGAUUCCCGACAGUCCCAAGCGCCGCUCUGUCCUCUUCGAACAGCCCGCUUCGUCCAGCCCCGCACAAAGCACCGUACCGAUUCAUCGCCGACGCCAUCAUGGACGACGACGACGAGUCCGACUCGGAUCUGUCCGCCGACGAGUCGCUCCGCCAGACGCUCCUCUCCUCUCCAUGAAAGCAUUGCUAUGAAUCGUCCGCUAGCCACGAUAUCCCUUUUCGUUGCAACUAGCUCCGACGUUUGCGCUGUGGCGGACCCAGCCAUGAAUGUUCGCAUCGCAUGAAGUUCGUCGUCAUUCACCUGCAUGAUAGCACAAGUCAUUGAAAGAUGGGACCCAGCACAACAAUGACAUCGAGUUCCAUUAAGUGGUGGGGGGUGUUACAAAGGGCGGUAUUGACUGUGACGGCGGAAUUGGUUGAUGCGAGUGUAGGCCGAGUGCAUGGCAAACAACGUGAGCGCCACAAGGACGGCGCCGAGGACGAGUGAGUAGUUGGAGGAGGCAAGGUCGUCGCCCGCCGUCCCGACGCCAUUCGCGCUCCCUUGGUUGAUGGGAUGGUACUGGCACAACUCUUGCCACGUGGUCGUGAGCUGGAUGUGGCGGUCGAUGAUGCCAUUGAACUCGGCCAGCGGACAUGCCAGCGCGCUGCACUUGGUGAGUUUCACCUGGGUGCGGAUCGUCUCUGGCGACCAAAUGUGAGUUUCGACGACAGGGUCGGCCCCAUCGUUGGCGGUAUGCAGCUCAAUGAAAAGCGUCGUGCCAGCCGGGAGCGCCGUUGUGUUGUACUCGUCCGCCUUGGGCUCUCCGUCAAAGUGGAAGUUCCAGCCGAGGAGGAAUCCCAUUCCGUGGAGGAGAUGGCGGUGGGCUGUGUACGCGUACAGUUUGUAUGGCGAUGUCUCCGUCAAGCUGGCCGCUUGGUUCAGCUGCGACAGCAUAAGGUUGGGGAAACCCCCGAGGUAGUAUGUGACUUGCCGAGGACUGCCGAGGUAGCGGCCAAGCAUCUGGUUGAGCGCCAACGUCUGGACAUCGAUCGCGAGUUUUGGGGAAAAGAUGGACGGCAGCCCCUGGCUGGCAUCCGCGUGCAUCAUGUCCGAGAUCACAGACAAGUCCUUGCUGGGAGAUGUCGUCACGUCGAAGGGCCGGCCGCAAGCGGUGCUCAGUUGGUCCAGCACGGACGCUUGCGCAUUCAACAUGUCCUUGCCCUUGUGCGCAUCAAAGUUGUCAACGUCAGCGUCGAGGGUGUCGCGGCAUGGCCCGUGCGUGACGGCAAUGUCGUGCUCGUUCGAGAGAAGUUGCAUGACGACGGGGACUGGUACAGGAAAUCCGAGCGUCGUCGACGUCGAGUCCGGGUACAAGCCGUACCCGAACGUGACGGAGCUCUGCCCGCAGCUCUGCGACGGGUCCGCGCGGAAGUACGCGUCAAAGUGAGUUUUCUUCUUGAGUGUAGGGGACAAAAAGUGCUUGGAUUCAACGUAGACGUCCCGGGUGUGAGCGCCUGCGUGCACCAUUUGCUGCAUGCCCUUGUCCGUGAGUUGCUCGAACGGGACAGAGUACGUGUUGAGGUUGGCGGCGUUCGCAGGGCAAAGGGUCGCGGCGCCUUGGGCAGGGGCGCGACUUCCAUGCGUGGAGAGUGCAAUGACGACUCGAAGCGAGUCCGACGUCGGCGCGGGCGGCGGAUUCGCGGCAGACGCCAUGGGGGUUGUUACGUUGGAGCUACAACCACGAAAUGCG